GGGAGAGUCCCGGGCAGCGGCAGCAGCGCUCCGCAGAGUAGGGCAGCGCCCAGCUGAUGGGCGGGCGCACGCGGCAGCUCAGUCCCCCCCGCCCGGGUGCGCCCUUUGCUUUCCCGCGGGGCCGGGCGCUGUGCCCUGCCCCCACUCCCAUCCCUGCCCCGCAGCGGCGGAGGAGCAGUCCCGCUGUCUGUCCGCAGCCCGCUUGCAUGGAUGGACACACAGCGGCGCGGCCAAGGAGACUUGCUUCCCAAGCUAGUGCUGCUCUUUGUCUUCGCAGAAGAUUGUCUUGCACAGUGUGACAAUGACUGCAAAGCUUACUGCUGUGAUGGGACUACCCCCUACUGCUGCUCGUAUUAUGCCUAUAUUGGGAAUGUCCUUUCAGGCACAGCAAUAGCAGGGAUUGUAUUUGGUAUCGUAUUUAUAAUGGGAGUGAUUGCCGGCAUCGCCAUCUGUAUCUGCAUGUGCAUGAAGAACAACCGUGGGACGCGAGUAGGGAUCAUCAGGACUACGCACAUCAACACCAUCAGCACCUAUCCAGUGGCUCCUCCACCUUAUAGUUAUGAAUAUGAGAUGGAAUACGCAGCAGACCUACCUCCACCUUACACUCCAACUCCACAGACUUCAGUACAGUGUCCACCACCUCCUCCUUACCCUGGAUAUUCAGGGAAAUAAGUAAUGGGCUUUAAAGAGACAUAAAGUGCCUGUUGAAUCAGCCAGCACAUUAUGGACAGAUCUUGUUGGCUCAGGAGCAAAUAGGAUGGGGCCUACAUCCACAUAUGCUGUCUGGUGUUCGUGUAAUGGAAGAUAGUUGCUGUGGCUCAGGAUGACUUCUAAAGGGUGAAGAAAAGUAUAGUCCAUCCCAGAUCACUGUAAUUCACAAAUAAACUAAAGCACAAUAAAAGAAACAGCUACUAGGACUUAGGGCCUACUCAAAAGUGGUUAGCAUCAUCCAAAAUUCUGCUGGCUUUCUUUAGCAACCUGUUAAAGUGAACUGGAAUACUAUUUUUCCAUUUAAAGCAAUGUAUGAUAAAAAGGGUUAAUAAGCUUCCUCUUCAGAGCAUGAGAUACAGUAGUUGGGGUCUAUUCUGGGAGGAAAAUUGCAAUUGUUGUCUACAAGCCUGUAUCAUAUCUUUCCUUGAAGUGGUGCAGAUAAGGAAGAACAAGAAAGACAGAAGCUACUUAUUGACUUCCAUUCCAAAAUAGGAAUACCAGAUAACUUGUUCAGCAUAGCAGUAUUUAGGAUCUGAUAGGUAUAUUGCAAACAAGAAUUUUAUUAAAGUCUUUCAGUAGCCAAAAUUUGACUACUGUAACUACUUUUGACCAAAACACAGGGUAUUUUAAGUGCCUACUUUUAAGGAGAUUAAGUCUGGUUUAUAGCCUAUAAUCUAAGUAUACAGAACAUUUUUGUAUGUAGCGUUCACUAUAAAUUAUAGACAAAUCUUUUUAUAUGGAUUUAAAUACUGUAUACAGAUUUUUUCAGGUCACUAGAUAAUACUUUAAUUUUGAAAGUAAAUAUAGAUUCAGCAAAAUCCUGAAAUAGUUUUGGAGGGAAAAAACCCAAGGUUAUUAAGGCUUCAUAUAUUUUUCCUGAAGUUUGAUUGUUGAUUAAAUUGUAUGAAGAUUGUAAUUGAACAUUUGUUCUGACAAGCUAAUAGUCAACAUAAAGGAAGAUGCAUGCAGAGGGACUGUAAAUGUUGCUGUCAACAGGGAAGAUAGGGGAAUGAGUUGUCUUGGUUAUUUAAAAGUGAUUGGGCUCCAUAGAUUGAAAGGGAGAUCAGAGUUGGAUUUACCAUCCUGUUUAAGAACUGCACACACAAAUUAGGGGUAUAUGCAGUUCUGUCCUGAUCUCUUCUCUUUCAGAAUCACUUUGCAGGCAUUGUUGGUGAAUGUCCUUCAUUAGAGAGUUGUUGGAACAAAAACACCAACAUGGAUUUUUCUAUUUGAAUUUACUAUUGUGUAACAUUUACAGCUGUUGUAUGGGCUUUUUAUGGCUUCCUUCAUUAUUUGUAUGCUCCACAACUUAUGUAAAAAGUAGAAGAGGAAAAAUGAUGUAACAUAUCAAGAAGUUAUGGUGACCAGAAUGCACAAAGCUGCGGAAACAGCCUUUUUUAUGCAUAUAAACUCCAGGUUAAUCAUGA
Molecule: messenger RNA, 2138 nt
Organism: Malaclemys terrapin pileata
Lineage: Eukaryota; Metazoa; Chordata; Testudines; Emydidae
Gene: CYYR1
Product: cysteine and tyrosine rich 1
Exons: 4
Coding region: 211-672 (153 amino acids)
Source: RefSeq, a predicted model, not a curated record